Messenger RNA from Triticum dicoccoides, 402 nucleotides. RefSeq names its product transcription factor MYB24-like. NCBI's taxonomy places the organism in Eukaryota, Viridiplantae, Streptophyta, Magnoliopsida, Poales, Poaceae. Gene Ontology annotation, biological process: regulation of DNA-templated transcription. The transcript is spliced from 2 exons. Gene Ontology annotation, cellular component: nucleus. The record is from RefSeq and is a predicted model, not a curated record. Gene Ontology annotation, molecular function: sequence-specific DNA binding; DNA-binding transcription factor activity. Bases 1 to 402 code for a protein of 133 amino acids.
AUGCAGUGCGCGGCGGGCGGCGGCGGCGGCGGGGAGCCGGCGGUGAGGAAGGGGCCCUGGACCAUGGAGGAGGACCUCGUCCUCGCCGACUACGUCGCCGCCAACGGCGAGGGCGCGUGGAACAGCCUCGCCCGCGCCGCCGGGCUGAACCGGACGGGGAAGAGCUGCCGGCUGCGGUGGCUGAACUACCUGCGCCCCGACGUGCGGCGCGGCAACAUCACGCCGGAGGAGCACCUGCUCAUCGUGGAGCUGCAGGCCAGGUGGGGCAACCGGUGGUCCAAGAUCGCCAGGCACCUCCCCGGCCGGACCGACAACGAGAUCAAGAACUUCUGGAGGACCAAGAUACAGAAGAAGCGCAGCGCCGGCGCCACCGCAGCGACAGCGCCGGGUGCCAGCUUCUGA